CAUACCGUAUUCCAGUCUGUCCAGUGAGACCACACGUGAAAGCAGGGGAACAGUGAAGUGACAGACUGACUGAACUUCUUCAUGAGGUUUUUUAUCAGGACUUAAGAGCAGCAGCGUGACACCGACUCGCUGCAGAGAGUGAAGCCGGCAGGAUGCUGUACCUGGUCGGCCUGGGGCUGGGGGACGCGGCGGACAUCACGGUGAAGGGCCUGCAGGCGGUGAAGAGCUGCUCCAGAGUUUACCUGGAGGCCUACACCUCCAUCCUCACUGUGGGGAAGGAGGCUCUGGAGGCGUACUAUGGGAAGGAGCUGAUCCUGGCCGACAGAGAUCUGGUUGAACGGGCCGAUGAGAUCCUGAAGGACGCCGACGUGACUGACGUGGCGUUCCUGGUGGUGGGCGACCCUUUCGGAGCCACCACCCACAGUGACCUGGUCCUGAGAGCAGUGAAUGCUGGGAUACCGUACAAAGUCAUCCACAAUGCCUCCAUCAUGAACGCAGUGGGCUGCUGUGGUCUGCAGCUGUAUAAUUUCGGGGAGACGGUGUCGUUGGUGUUUUGGACGGAGACGUGGAGACCAGAGAGCUUCUACGACAAAAUCUGUAAAAACCGAACAGCUGGACUGCACACGCUCUGUCUGCUGGACAUCAAAGUCAAAGAGCAGAGCAUCGAGAACAUGAUGAGAGGAAGGAAGAUCUACGAGCCGCCUCGCUUCAUGACCGUCAGUCAGGCUGCGGAUCAGCUGAUCCAGAUCAUCCAGAGGAGGAGGGGGGAGGGGGCGGAGCUAGGUGUGACUGAGGACACGGUGUGCGUAGGCGUGGCCCGGCUCGGCGCAGACAACCAGAUGAUCCGCACAGCAACGUUACGGCAGCUGGUGUCAUGUGAUCUCGGCGGCCCGCUCCAUUCGCUGGUCGUCACAGGUCGGCUCCACCCGCUGGAGGUGGACAUGCUGCGAGUGCAUGCAGAACCAAACGCGCUGGAACACCUGCGUAUGGUUGACAGCUCCACCUACUGCUCAUAAGACCUUGCCUGAACUCUAACGGCAGGUAGCAGUACAGCAACAUAUGUAUACAUAAUGAAUUCUGGGAAACUGUCCAUGUGAUGUCAUCAAUAAAGACGGAUCAAUAAUCA
Molecule: messenger RNA, 1126 nt
Organism: Micropterus salmoides (largemouth bass)
Lineage: Eukaryota; Metazoa; Chordata; Actinopteri; Centrarchiformes; Centrarchidae
Product: diphthine methyl ester synthase-like
Biological process (GO): protein histidyl modification to diphthamide
Molecular function (GO): diphthine synthase activity
Source: RefSeq, a predicted model, not a curated record